UAUUAGGAUCACCAGCUGUUUGCAUUUGUUGAUAAAAAGGCACUGAAGUAAUUUUAUUAAAAUAAUGAAAAAGGUGUUAGUUACAGGCGGAACUGGUCUUGUGGGCAAAGCUUUGCAAGCUGUUAUAAAAGCUGAACAACCAAGCGAUGAGGAAUGGUUCUUUGCCGGUUCGAAAGAUGCCGAUUUAACGAAUUUGGCCGCCACGCAGGCAUUGUUUGAGAGAGUGAAGCCAACGCAUGUGAUACACUUGGCUGCCAUGGUUGGUGGCCUGUUUCACAAUAUGAACAACAAUCUAGAUUUCUUGCGUAACAAUUGUUUGAUCAACGAUCAUGUGCUGCAAACGGCACAUGUGCUGGGCUGCACGAACGUUGUCUCCUGCCUGUCUACGUGCAUAUUUCCUGACAAGACCAGCUACCCCAUUGAUGAGACAAUGGUGCACAAUGGACCGCCACAUUCUUCGAACUAUGGCUAUUCGUAUGCGAAGCGUUUGAUAGACAUACAGAAUCAUGCCUAUCACGACAAGUAUGGACACAUGUACACAUCUGUGAUACCAUGCAAUAUAUUUGGUCCGCACGAUAACUACAAGCCUGAAGUCAGUCACGUGAUUCCAGGCAUGAUCUAUCGCAUGCACAAGCUACGUACCGAUCAGCCCCAGUUGGAUGAAAGCGAAAAGAUCUUUACAGUCUAUGGCAGUGGCAAGCCAUUGCGUCAGUUCAUCUACUCCCUGGACUUGGCCAAGCUGAUGAUUUGGGUGCUGAGGCACUACGACAGUGUUGAGCCCAUUGUUUUAAGUGUAGACGAAGCGUCAGAGGUAACGAUCUAUGAGGUAGCUCAGGCCAUAGCCAAGGCAUUUAACUUUAAGGGCAAGCUGGUCUGUGAUACGAGCAAGGCAGAUGGACAAUUCAAGAAAACAGCAUCGAAUGCAAAGUUGCGCAAAAUGUUGCCAGAUUUUAAGUUUACAGACUUUGAGGAGGCCAUCGAAGCAUCUGUGCUCUGGUAUACGACUAAUUAUGAUCAGGCUAGGAACUGAAUAUUGUAUUUAAAUACAUAUGUGAUGUUUGUUUACAAAAUAUAACAUCAAUAAAAUCACGCAUUUACAUCAGAUAUAUA
Drosophila grimshawi is the source of this 1110-nucleotide messenger RNA. It is a transcript of the gene Gmer, whose product is annotated as probable GDP-L-fucose synthase. Gene Ontology annotation, molecular function: GDP-L-fucose synthase activity. The coding region runs from base 65 to 1030 and encodes 321 amino acids. Gene Ontology annotation, biological process: nucleotide-sugar biosynthetic process. The transcript is spliced from 4 exons. The record is from RefSeq and is a predicted model, not a curated record. NCBI's taxonomy places the organism in Eukaryota, Metazoa, Arthropoda, Insecta, Diptera, Drosophilidae.